Messenger RNA from Daphnia pulex (common water flea), 4044 nucleotides. RefSeq names its product egalitarian protein homolog (gene egl). NCBI's taxonomy places the organism in Eukaryota, Metazoa, Arthropoda, Branchiopoda, Diplostraca, Daphniidae. Bases 1038 to 3476 code for a protein of 812 amino acids. The transcript is spliced from 8 exons. Gene Ontology annotation, molecular function: nucleic acid binding; 3'-5' exonuclease activity. Gene Ontology annotation, biological process: nucleobase-containing compound metabolic process. The record is from RefSeq and is a predicted model, not a curated record.
CGUCUUCUUGUUCUGGCAGGCUACGCAUGCGGAUUGCGGGCAUGUUUCUGUUAGUAACUAUACAAUAAAAAGACAGCCGACUGUUUUGCAUACUUAUUCACAGCUUCUGUGAUGGAAUGGAAUUAUUUAUAUUUUCCUUGCAUGUUAAGAAUUGUGAUUGAUAGUGACAUGUUAAAUUAUGGAAAAUUAGCGGUUUUUUUAGAUUCUUCGUAAUUAUUUUAAAUGGAAUUUUCUCAGCUGAUCGAGCAUUUAUUUUUAAGAAUUGAUAAUGAGACAAGCUACGUGUAUUACGGUUAAAAUCCCAUAGCACGCUUUUAUCGUGUUGUGUUUUGAUGAGAGAUAGUAAUAUCAUUACUUCCGGGAUAAAUUCCAUCAAGGCCAACUUUGUUCUGCUAAUUGUGUAGUUUUGUUUUAAACCUGAAAAAGAAACAGGUUUGUUUUCUGUUGAAAACUGACACAAUUUAGAAAAGCAUAGUAAACUGUAAAAGUUCCUAGUAAAUCGAUUAAUUGCACGAAUAGAUUUAUUCGUGUGGUUGCUGAACCAAAUAUAUCAUAGAGUAAAAGCAAAUUCAUAGCAUCUUCUCCAUGGAAACACUGUUUUCAACAUUUGUCAUGGGGAUGUGGCCAAAUGUGUAGGCUUUAUUUUCAUUGAUAGGUAUGUCAGUCAGCUGACUUCUCUAGUCCAAUGGCUAACGCUUGCAUCGCAAUAAGCUCCUCCCUAUACCAAGACAGGAAAUAGUUGCCCAUGUACCACCGUGAUUCGUGAAGAUCCCCCUCUUUUAUUCUUUGUCUAUGUCUUCACGGAACCGACCUUAAAACAAAAGUUAGUAGCAGUCAGCUGCUAGUUCUGGGCGGAUCGAAUUCCCAGUCUGGGCUGAGGGAGAGAUUCUUGCCUUCAUUUUAACUUCAACCCUGCUGCCUCCCGUGACACACUCGUCUCCAGAUUGAGUUACAUUUUUUUUUAUUGUUUUAUUAGUCUGACUCUUGAAUCUUUUAGCUGUAGAUAAAUUUCUUGUAAAGUAGUACUCAAAUCAGUUAUGGAGUCGACUAACGACUAUGAUGUCGUGAGAAAUAUGACAUUACUUUUUUUUCUGGAACGACUGUUGGAACGGGGGCAGCCGAGGUCACUUCACGAUUUGAGCUGUCAAUUUGGCUCAAAAGGUUUUACUAAAACUAUGAGACAAAUUGCAGGUGGCUCACAAUCUGGAUUGAAGAAGUUUCUUUCGCAGUAUCCAUCAGUAUUUACUGUUGAUGGAGACUUUGUUACAGCAGCUGUUCUGACUGGUCCUGAUUCAAGCAGAAACCAGCAAAAUUCAAAUGGUAAACGAGACUACGAACAGGAAGCUGUAGAUUAUUUCCACAACAAGAUGCAGCAGUAUGGAGCUGGCAUUGAAGUUCCUAUGAGAAGUCUGCUUGGUCAUCGCUCACAAGCUUCUCCUGAAAUUCGCCACAUAACUGGACAGCACAUUCGAGAGUUUAAAGAUUUCCUGGAAAGACAUCCUGAAGUAUUCAUUAUGCAUGACGAGUCUAUCUUCCUGAAAGAAUACGAAGGCAUGGAGAUCAAACCUUUCAAAGAACUUGAGCAGAUCAAGCUGGACCCAGAACUAACAAAUAAGUUUUUGAUAUAUUUCAGAAUGUUUGUAGAAAGGAAUGGACCAAAGCAUGUUGAAGAAUUGUUGGAAGCUGUUACGAAAAGCUAUCCUAGAGAAUCAUGGGUCAAUCUUUUCAGCACAAGUCAUGACUUGACCACAUUCUUCAAGCUGCAUUCCAACAUUUUCCAUGUCCAAGCAAAUAUUGUUGACAUCAUUCCCUACAAUCUCCGAAAAGCAGCUGAGAUUACUGAGGCGCCGCACGUUACCAAGACUCAAGAGCUAACUUCGUUUUCGCCUCCUCCUUCACUGCAAUCUUCCCAGGAAAAACAGAGUCUCAAGCAACGUGUCAAUUCAAUUGUAAUGAAAACCUUAGCAGAAAACACUGGUCGUGAUAGGACUCCUGCUGGGCACGAAUCUCCUACAAAAGAAGUAACCUCUCCGUCCAAAAUGCGAGUCCUUCAGUCAACACGGGUCAUCAGUUCAACUAAAGAAAGUAUUGUUGUUGUUAACGAUAUAAUGAGUUCCCAGAAAGUCGUCUCGUUAGACCUCGAAGGUGUCAAUGUCGGUGGUAACAACGGAGAGGUAACAUUGGCUGUGAUUGGACUCCCUUCUGGUGUUAUUUACAUUUUCGAUUUGAUUACUUGCCCAGCCAUUAUGAGUCAAGGAAUGCUUGCCAACUUGAUUAUAUCUAAAGAAAUCGUCAAGGUCUGUCAUGACUGCAAAAAUGAUAGUGCAGCUUUGAAUUUGGGCUGGAAUGUGAAAUUGGAAAACGUAUUCGACACACAGGCUGCACAUGCUGUCGUCCAGUUGCAAGAGACGGGUCGUGCAGUACAUAAAGUCAAGACGACUAGUUUGAACGCUAUGUGUGAAAAUUACGAUCUACCUACUAAUCCGUUCAAAGAAUUGGUCAAGACUAUCUAUAAACGAGAUCAGCGUUUUUGGGCCCGAAGACCGCUGACUAGGGACAUGAUUUUAUACGCGGCUUAUGACGUGAUGCCACUAGUUCCGCACCUUUACGACUUGCUCAACAACACUGUGAAGCCUGAAUUCCGCCCGCUGUUGGAGGAACUAUGCGCCGAAAACUUGCUUGCCUUGCUGCAACCUGAUGAAGUGAAAAGAAGCAAAAAAGAGCGCAAGAUGGAAAUGGAGGUCUUGGAGUUGCGCCAGAAGUUAGCUGCCGUGCAGGGGAAGGGGGUUGUGCUUAGCAACCGAGAAAUCCGAUUACUUAGGCAUUUGGAUUUGACUGAAGAAGAAAGGGAAAAGCUUGAUGGAUCUUACAAAGUGGCUAAGAAACUUGAAAAGCUUCAGUCUAAAAGACAAGAUCAACAGCAGAACUCACUGGGGGGUACCAGUGACGACGCUAAUGAUGGCAACGAAUCACCUACUGCCGAUGGCGAAUCACGAAGUCUGGAUUCGCAAGGAAGCAGCGAAAAAACAUCGCCUGAAACUUCGCUCAUUGGUUCGAAUGGCUGUCCUCUGUCGCCUUCUAGCUCGGUUCGGUCACCUUAUUCAAGCCUGAGCCUAACCGCAUCAAUGCAGCUAGUAGAUGAGAUUUUGUCUGACCAGCGCAUUGAAAAAAUGGAUAAGAUUGAACGUCUCGAAGCUAUCCUAUCGGCUGCCACAGCGAGCAGCCCUUCGUCCAUCACGCUGUCUUCUAGUGAACUGAGUAGCAGCUGUUGUAAUUGCGAUUGCCAUAGCACUACCAAGUACGUUUUGCAGCGCGACUCUCUUCCCGGGAGGUAUAUGUCAGAUGUUGGCUGUCAAACACUUUCCACCGGUGACAUAGUAAUCACCAAAGUCUAUUUCCCUGAGGGGGACACUUCUGCCUCGGAUAUUUGCCUAACGCCUUCACCCAAAAAGACGAAACCUGCCCAGUUUCAGUAGAAUUGCAAUCUUUCGUAAUUACGAAGUGUCUAUGCAACAUUUUUAUUCCUUACUAUUUAUAUGAUUCUGUUGAUUUAUCUCUUAGAGUAAGGAAGUAGCAUGAAAGCUAUAGAUACCAGAUAAUACUGCCUUAGUGUGUGAAUGACAAGGUUGCUUGACACUCUUGUGAUGAAUUUUAUGUUUUUGUAAUCAUUUGACAAGGCCUUACAGUGGAAACUAAUUUCUGACUUUUCCUAUAUUGAACAUUUCACUUUUUAAAUCUGUUUAAAUAGAAGAAACAAUUAACUUUUCUGUGCAUUGCACAUCUCUUGACAGCAAAGAGGACUGUAGUGUAAGAGAAUAUUUUGUUGUUUCAUUAGUGCUUUUUAAUGCUUAUGGGGAUUCCAAAGCUGUGUACAUUACAUUGUCUUGUCUUGCAGGUCUGACAAACUUCUUUUAAUGGAAGUGUGUUAAGAAAUGGAACUAUCAAAUCUCACUAACAAUUUUAGCUGUCCUCAAAACACUUUCAGAUUUUGAGGAAUGUGUAUUUUGAGGAAAAUGCAAUCAGUCAAUACAAAGUGGAAAAGAG